Polypterus senegalus (gray bichir) is the source of this 8753-nucleotide messenger RNA. It is a transcript of the gene arap3, whose product is annotated as ArfGAP with RhoGAP domain, ankyrin repeat and PH domain 3. Gene Ontology annotation, molecular function: phosphatidylinositol-3,4,5-trisphosphate binding; protein binding; GTPase activator activity. Gene Ontology annotation, biological process: signal transduction; positive regulation of GTPase activity. The coding region runs from base 348 to 5531 and encodes 1727 amino acids. The record is from RefSeq and is a predicted model, not a curated record. The transcript is spliced from 34 exons. Lineage: Eukaryota; Metazoa; Chordata; Cladistia; Polypteriformes; Polypteridae.
ACUCUGUCUGUGUGGGAGUGUACGGAUCCCUCGCUUAAAAUGUGGGAAUUGUAAAGGAAGAACGCGACUUUUUGAAGAGAGGAGACAUUCCGGAGGUAGGAGAAAAAGAAAAGGCCACUUUUAUUUAAAAAGAAAUAUAGAUAGAUGGUAGAAUUACAACAGUGAGCAAGUUUUAAAGAAGGCUCGAAUGAAUGUUUUCGUUAGUUUUGGAUUGACUGAACGCAAGUUGGAAUAUACUGGCUGUGAAGAACGUUUUGCACGAGAAAAGAAAGAUGAUGGAGCAGUAUGUUUAUACUUAACUUUCUUGUGGUGGUUGUAAUUAGGAAGAUCAGAAGAUUCCUAUUACCAUGGCUAAGCUGUGGACAGAGGAUGCAGAUGUUGGAGAGUUAUUAUCCAGUAUUCAUCUUGAGAAAUAUGAGAAUGACUUCAGACAAGGAGGCUAUUGCACUGCUAGAGACCUUUUUUGCCUUGACAAUGAAACUCUGUCUAAAAUUGGGGUAAUAGCCACUGGCCACCGCAAACGGAUCUUAAAACUUGCUAAACAAAUACAGGAUGGGUCACUUUCAGAAGAGGGAGAGGCAUCACUAGAUUGUCUCAUUACAGAGCCUACUCUUGAGAAAGGCCUCCAGAAAGAGUUAAAUGACUUGAAAGUAUAUACUAACCCAACUAUUCCUGAAAGAAAACUUAUGGCUUCUAAAAUGUCUGGCACAUUUGUGGAGUCUAUAAAGGAAAAUGUUGCAGUUUUAGAGAAACCAGUCCCAAAACCCAGGACAGUAUUCAGCAAGACAAAACCAUUAACAGAUACUUUACCACAAAUUACAACUGCAGCUCCAGUGUCUCCAGAUGUAUCACCUCAGGAAUCCACUACAAGUCCUUUCAUUGUUUUGGAGGGUUUUCGUCCUGGGGAAUCAAGCACAGAUACUGAAGAUGCUGACCUUGAAGAAUUACCGAGCACAAAAGGUUUUCAGAAAGGCAUUAAUAGCUGGAGCUCCACUGAAUCUAUACCAAAACCAGAGCAAAUAUCUGAGAACCUACCUCCAGUUCCACCCCGGAUCCACCGAGGAAUUCCCCCAAUCACUUUUUGUGGCAAAGCAGAGCAAGAAGAGAACUUGGCAUCACCUCUGUCAUCCUCUCCUUGCUCGUAUAGUAGCACUGGAGAAACAUCGCCUUCUGCUCCAAGUACCCCAGAAAAACAGGUGGAAAUGGUGCCAAAUGAAAUCUAUUUAGGUAUCUCCCAUGUCACUCAGGAAAUCCCACAUCCACGGCCAGUCCCACAACCUCCAUUCAGAAAGGAAGCCAAUGCCUCAGCUGAAAAUAUCAGCCGUUUAAGUAGCAGUAUGGUGGAGUUAACAGUGAUUCCUGAGCCUUCCAGUAGAGACAGAGUUUUACUGGAAGAAGAGAUUAACCCAUAUUGUGAAACUGUGUUUCACAGAAGCAGUUCAGAUCAUCAGCAGAUUUCUAAAAAUCAAAGGAACACAGAGUCUGGUACUUGCAACCAGGAUCAUUUAGGGACUUUCAGGCAGAACUGUGCUACCAAAGAUGGGCUGAUCCCUAGCACUCCAUUAAACAAGUCUGAAGAUUAUUUCACAGUGGGAGUACCUAACACAUCCAGUCAGUCAUUCUGUCUUCCUACCUGUUCCUAUAAUGAUGAAUAUGCUGAUGACUUGACCAUUUCCCCUUAUGCAAGUUUUACAUUUGCUGCGGACCCAGCCCACCCCAUCAUCAGUGGCUGGCUGGAGAAGUUGUCUCCUCAUGGAAACUGUGUGUUUCAAAGGCGCUAUUCCAAAUUUGAUGGGAAAAACUUAAUGUACUUUAAUAAUGAAAAGGAAGUUUAUCCAAAAGGGGUAAUCCCAUUGGCUGCCAUCCAAAUGGUGCGACCUGCAAAAGAGAGUAAAUUUGAAAUUGUCACAAGCCAAAGGAUUUUUGUUUUCCGUACUGAGAAUGAAACUCAGCGGAAUCAUUGGUGUAAAACACUACAAGACAGAGUGAAAGAUAAGUUAGUAUCAGCUAAGCCCAGAUUAGGGCUGGGCAGUCAGUGUCAGAAGAGUGGCUACUUGGAACUUAAAGGCACCAAAUCCAAAAUCUACACAGCUAUUAUUAAUGACAAGGUGUGGCUUUACAAGAAUGAGCAGUGUUUUAAGAAUGGAAUUGGAAUAACUCUGAUUGAUAUCCGUGGUGCAACAAUAAGAGAAAGCAAACACAAAACAUUUGAGUUGAUAACCCCUUUUAAAACUUUCAGUUUUACUGCUGAGUCUUGGCGAGAGAAAAAAGAUUGGAUGGAAGCUUUACAAGAGUCUAUCGCAGAGACCCUUUCUGAUUAUGAAGUGGCUGAAAAGAUAUGGUCUAACCGAUCUAAUAAGACUUGUGCUGACUGCAAGGCUAUUAAUCCUGACUGGGCUUCCAUCAACCUCUGUGUAGUGAUCUGCAAGAACUGUGCUGGUCAGCACAGAGGCCUGGGUACAACCAUUUCUAAGGUUCAGAGUCUAACACUGGACACAAGUGUAUGGAGCAAUGAAAUAGUACAACUAUUUAUUAUGAUUGGAAAUGAGAGGGCCAACAGAUUCUGGGCAGCUCGUCUCACUCCAUAUGAAGAGUUGGAUCCAGAUGCCACUGCUGAACAGCGCAGGGAAUUCAUUGGCCUCAAAUAUCGAGAUGGCAGAUACAGACUGCCCCAUCCUAGGUUUGCUACACAGGAUGACCUGUUAAAGGCCCUUUGUACAGCUGUAGCAGAGCAGAACCUUCUUCAAAUUGUGCCUCAGAUCUUUACUGAAGCAGCUGAAGCCCUUGAUUCAAAUUUAUAUGACCAGUGUCAGGCACCUAGUCUUGGACGAGUCUCAGAGUCUCAAAGUUACAAGUCUAUAGAAUCAAGCUCUACAGAAGGACUGGACACAGGAAGUGUGUAUGAUGAAAUCACCCAGCCAGUGAUAUAUUCAGGAUACCUUUACAAGUCAGCAUCAAUUAGCAAAACAUCAACAAAGAAAAAUAAAGAAGAAUACCAGAAGAAGUGGUGUACCUUGGAUCGUUGUCUGCUCUUCUAUGACUCUGAAAAGAGAAAUGAUCCAAGCCUAAAGAUUGACAUGAAUGAAAUUAUUUGUUUAGGAGUCAGCAGACAUGAGUCUCCUAAUAGUCCCGGACCUUGUGACAGGUUUCGAUAUACUUUCGAAGUUUACUUGGUAUCAGAAAAAGUAUACCAGUUUGGGGUUGAAACUGCAGAAGCUUUGCAUGGCUGGACAAAUUGUAUAGGAAAGGCUUUUACAUCCUUGAAUUGCCACUGCCUGCUGGCCAGGGAGUUUGAACGAGUGGGGCGACUGAAAUACAAAGCCAUGUUUGAUCCUGAGCAGUGGAAAGAAGGAUACUUUGUGUUACAGAAAUCAAAUUUGUUCAUUUGUCCUGGAAAUGAAAAGGCUGCUGAAGACAGUGUGAAUCUCAGGCGGCUGCAAGAAUUAAGUGUUACCACACAAAUGGAAAAUAAUGAAAAAAAAGAUAUUUUGGUGCUGGUAGAGAAAGGAAGAACACUGCAUCUCCAGGGAAUGGCCCGGGUUGAUUUUUCAAUGUGGUACCAGGACAUCCAGACUGCAGCAGGAGGAAAGGGGAAUGCACUUCGAGACCAACAACUCAGUCGAAAUGAUAUCCCUAUCAUAGUAGACAGCUGUAUUGCAUUUAUUACACAGUAUGGCCUUAGACAUGAAGGAAUCUACAGAAAAAAUGGAGCCAAGUCAAGAAUUAAACUUCUCAUGGAUGAAUUUCGGCAGGAUGCAAGAAAUGUUAGGCUGCGCAUUGGUGAUAACUUUAUUGAAGAUGUGACAGAUGUACUUAAGAGAUUCUUCAGGGAAAUUGAUGAUCCAGUAUUUAUGGCUGAACUCCAUCCACUGUGGCAAGAAGCUGCUGAGAUUCCUCAAAAGUUGCGUCGCUUGGAGAGGUACAAAGAUCUCAUUCGUAGUCUGCCUAGAGUCAACAGAACAACUCUUGCCGCACUUAUUGGUCAUCUUUACAGAGUACAGAAAUGCGCAGAUCUGAAUCAAAUGUGCACCAAGAAUUUGUCCUUACUGUUUGCACCUAGUCUGUUCCAGACUGAUGGAAAAGGUGAACAUGAGGUGAAGAUUGUGGAAGAUCUAAUUGACAAUUACCUAUAUGUUUUUAAUAUCGAUGAAGAGCAAGUAAACCAAAUGGAAUUGGAGAUAAGCCUUAUUACAACUUGGAAAGAUGUGCAGUUAUCUCAAGCAGGAGAUCUAAUCAUUGAAGUGUAUUUGGAGAAAAGGUUACCAGAUUGCUGCAUCACCCUAAAAGUGUCGCCCACAAUGAGUGCUGAAGAGCUGACUAAUCAAGUCCUAUACUUGAGAAACAUACCAGCCUGUGAUAAAGACAUUUGGAUAACCUUUGAAGCCAUAGAAUGUGGAGAGCUUGAAAGACCCCUUCACCCUAAAGAGAAGGUUCUGGAGCAGGCUUUGCAAUGGUGUAAGCUUCCUGUGCCCAGCUCAGCUUAUCUAGUUGUUAAGAAGAUUCCAAGUAUUACAGCUAUUGAUAUUUUUACUGGAUAUAAGAAUGAUGUUGUGAAGGGUGGGAUGCUGAAGUGUCGAGAGGAGCCACCCAAGCUUCUACAAGGAAACAAGUUUCAAGAGCGACUUUUCCAAAUCAGAGAUCGCAAACUUCUGCUACUGAAAGAUAAGAAGAGUAACAAACCAGAAAAGGAAUGGAUGUUGCAAACUUUGAAAGUGUAUUUGGGUAUUAGAAAAAAACUAAAGGCCCCAGCACAGUGGGGUUUUACUGUGUUCUUGGACAAGCAUCAGUUAUAUCUGUGUUGUGCAGGAGAGACUGAAAUGUGGGACUGGAUGACAAGUAUAUUGAAAGCCCAGCAUGAUGAUCUGAGGCCUGCAGUUUUACGGCGACAUUCUUCUUCAGACCUUUCCAAGCAGAAAUUUGGAACAAUGCCCUUGGUUCCUAUUCGUGGAGAUGAAAGCAACUCUACAAUGGUUUCUGCCAAUAAGACACUGAGAAAGUUACAUGCUAGGAGGACACUGUCAAUGUAUUUUCCUAUGAAGAUGCAUCAAGACUCUUUUGAGGAGCAGACUGGAAGUGCCGAACCUCUUUACGAGGAAGUAGGUGAAUUCAAUCUGCAGGUGCUAAAAUCUCUCGAGACGAGCUUCUUGACAGGAGCAGAUCCCACCACCAAAGCAGUGGAAAUAGACCUUACAAAGACUGCACCCCCAGAAAGGCCAGUUAGCUUGGACCAAAGGAAGACUGCCUCCCUGGAAAGGAUCAUUAACCCUAGUCCUGCCAAAUCAUUCUCUGUUGAUGGCUGUAGAGGAUUGACUCCUGCUGUCUCCAUGGACAGACUCAGAAACCCAGAACAUGUCAAGUCUUUAAUUCUGGAGAACAAUUCAGCUGUAACUUCAGAUGAAACCUUUAGACUAUUUCCAAAAACCAAGAGCUUAGGAAUAAAUAGUGAAUCACAAGAAAAACUUCUUCAGGAACUGACCAGUGCAAUUCAAAAGAAAAGCGAAACUGGGAAUGUACCUAACCAGACAGGAUAGACCAUCCUCUCAGAAAAAGUGUCAUUUCUAAAACCUAUACUUCAGACUACUGAAACCUAAGCCUUUCUGUGACAACAGUCUCCCAUGAUGUUUUAAAUUGUUCAUCACUGAAGCACAGAGUACUUAACAUGCAGAACAAAGCACUUUCUUUAUAAAUGCAAUGUACAGUACUCUUGUAUUGGAUUUGUUAAUGGAUGCUGUAAAGUUUUAGUCGAAAACAUGAAGAGAUUUUUAAGUUUUCAAGCUAAAAAGCUGGUCUUCGGUGCUUGUAAGAGUAAUAUUGUUCUAAGUGAGAUCAUGUAGAAUGUACUGUUCAUUCCAAAGGUUUGUCUUCGUAUCAUAAAAUAGAAUGAAAAGUGUAGUUUAUAUUUCAGAACAAAGAGCUCACAUGACCUGAAAGUGAAGCAGAAAUCCUACCAUGAAGCUUUUGGAAGAAAUCCCUCAGAAAUUAUGCAGCUUGAAUUGACGUAAUACCUCAUUGGAAUUUAAUAUCACCCUUUAUUAUAUAUUAAAAAUUGUGCAUUUCAGAAUUUUUCUAGGCAUUCACUCAAACAGAUUCUUAGACUCCAAAUGAAUAUCAGCAUUAGCGGUGCAAUCAUGUUAACUCCUGUGAAUGUCUUCACUGACAUUUCUAGCUGGGCAAACCAGACAGCUUGGCUUCAAGUGGUCUGCCCAGUCAUUCUUCAUAGAGCACCAAAUGAACUACAAUGAAGAAUGGUCACAUCAUCAUCUAAACAUUAAGGUUUCUAAAAGCAUAGAUAAGCAAAAAAGUAUACAGAUCUUUAUAUCCAGCAGUUUUAUGUUUGUUUGAUUUUUAAUUAAAAGUAGUCAUUAAUGCAUGUUUUGGGUAAGGAACUACAGUACUUCAGUGUUUUCAGUUUAGUAACAGUGCAAAAGGUUGUAAAUCUAUAAAAGGUCUUAAUAGAUGAGGUAAGCCUUGAUUACUCAUUAUUCUAAAAAUUAAGUAAUUUCAUGAAAGUGUUAAUGUGUUCUACAUGAUUUUCCUGGCUUGUGAUUUUUUUUAAUUAUGAGUAUUGUGAAUCAACAAUUAUUUAAUAGAUGAAGGAUUCCAAUUCUAUGAAGUCCAAGCAGGUCACAUGCAGUGCUCUGAAUUCCAACUAUUUAACUGUGUUUUUUACAUUGUAAAUUUAAAUAGUACAUUUACUAUGUAAAUGUUUGUGCAGUUAAAAUGUUUUUGUCAUGUCAGUUACACAGUAAAAUGAUUUGAGAUAUUGUUUGUUUUAAAAGUUGCAACAUAAAGUGAGCAGUGAUUGAUUUACAGUUCUAAUCAAAUACCAUGUAAUGUAGCAAUGCUAUGUAAAUUUAAAUAUCUGAUCUUUGUAAGGUUUUAUGCAAGUCAUCCACUCAUACGUUCACAUCAUACAAAAUGCAAACAUUUUUACUAAAAUGUUGUUAAAUAAGUCACUUACACAAAAUGCUCUGGUGGACUUAAAUGGAAUGCGUCCAAACACAACUGGGCAUUUUGUAUUAAAGACCCGCCUCCAUCCUUACUCAUUGGUCAGGGGUCCAGCCCAAUAACACCUUAUUCAUUGGCUAACAUUGCACUUCAUGUGAUGUCAACGGGGCAAAGUUCACUGAGACAGGUAUACAACUAAGGAUUAAAUGUUACAGAAAGGAGUGUGCAAUACUAGAUGUCGGAUAAGCCAUCAUUCUCUGACAUCUUGGAAAGGAAAGAAGGUUGCUUUUUAUUGCUCUGUUUGAUGUUAAGUAUUCAUCUUUACUGUAAUUUAAUUAUCUUGUUUUUUAUCUUUUUUGUUUUUUUGAAAACUGAGUCCUUACCAUUUUAAGGUAAUUGUUUGGGGUCACCUGCAGCAAAGAAUACAUAGAAAUAUCUGGAAAAUGAGCAACACUGAAGAAGACUCUGACCUGUUUUUUUUGUGAUUUUAUUUUACUCUUUCAUUUUUUUUAUGAACUCCCAUCUUAAUGGUGCUUAUUAAGCAUGCCAUGCUAAAAUAUCUGUACAUACACACACACCAAUGCAUAUAUAUAAUUUCUAAUGGAAGAUGUACACAACAGUUUUUUGAUGGCUCAUACAAACUCAUGAUAGCCAGACUUACACACAUGGCCAGGAACAGGUUUGUGUUCUGUGUAAUAAUCAUUACUGCUAUUUCUCAGAAACUUCCGUAAGCAUUUCUAAUUUCCUUUUGCAUACUUGAGAAUUUGAAAGAAAGGCUAAGGGAUUUUAUUUUUAUUUUCUUUUAGAACAGUGACAUGCCUUGUUGCCUCACACUGGGGUUUCACUUCUGCUGACUUGCUAAGUUCUUUCUAUUUUGAAUCCAUCCAAUUCAGUCCUUGGUUAAAAGAUACUGAGCAGUAGUCCACCAAAAACAAAACUAAGCCGUCUAUUGUUUAUCUGUAAAACUAAGUUCUGUUAAAGCUCAUACAAUAAAUGGAAUGAUGGAGCUAACAGCUCUCUGUUUUCUGUUACCACUAGAGGUCACUAUUAGACCAGAUGUUGUUAUGGUGGUGGUGAGGGCAGCGGCAUUUGAACACUUCACAUUUUGAGUUUUGCUCAUUUAAAAUAAAAAUAAGCAAUUCCCGGUGAUUUUUGUUUCAGUAUUAAUCAUGUAUUUAUUAGUCAUCUAAGCAGAAUAUUUUUUGUUGAUAAAGUAGACUACUAUGUCUGUGUGCAUAUUUAUUUAAGAUAGUAAUGCAAUAUUAUAUCACAGUGUAUUAAUAAUAAGAGAUUGUUUGUGGUUAAAUACUUUGAGACCCAAAGUGUUUUGUAUUAACUAAGUAGCUACAAAUGAAAGUGGUGUGACACAUUGUUAGAAUUGUAGUGGUUGCUAUUGUAAAAAAAAACAAAAAAACAAAAACAAACAGUAUUAAUGAGUAGUUUGCGACCUCUUUGGCUUUCAUAGCAUGAAAACAGUGUUAAAACAGUUGAUUUCUAAGCACUUUAACAUGGUCAAUAACUUUUCAAUGUAUUUUAACAUUUUUACUUCAGUCAGAUCUUAAUAAAAUGUAUAGUUAAAGAUGAACACAGAUUUUUAAAAUGAUUUCCUGAAACCACUUGCUGCAUCUUUUGGUUACAAAAAUACAAAAGCAAAUCAUCUUGGUUUUAAGAAAUGAAAAUGUCUAAUGCAUAUGCGAGACCCCACAAGAGCAUAAACUGUUUCCGUGUUUAAAACUAAUAUAUAUAUAAAUAGCUACAUAUAUAUAUAUAUAUAUAUAUAUAUAUAUAUAUAUAUAUAUAUAUAU